This is a messenger RNA of Arabidopsis arenosa, 3969 nucleotides long. The record is from the annotation of a GenBank genome assembly. Lineage: Eukaryota; Viridiplantae; Streptophyta; Magnoliopsida; Brassicales; Brassicaceae.
CUCCUUCCAUUGGCGAACUUCGUUUUGAUUCUCGAAAACCCUAAUUCCUCUUCUCGAUCCUCUCUAUAGUCAAAAUUUCUCCAACCGUCGACGACUGUUGCAGCAGCAGAGAGAGAGAGAGGCAUUUUCCGAUGAGAGUACUUUUGCUUCAGUGAUGAUGAAGAUGAUGAUGAUGAAUCGACGAAGCAACGUCGUUAGAUUUGAAGCUAAAGAAGAAGACAGAGAAGAAGAAGAUAAUAAUGACGAUUGUUUCUAUGAGUCUCUAGAUCGUGUACUGUCAUCGUGUUCUUGUUCUACUUCAAACUCUGAUUACGAUUCUGACCCGAAUAUUUCUGAUUCGAUUCACGAUCCGAGUCCGUUUCCUGUUCCUGUGUUUCCUAUUGGAAGCUCUGGGUUUGAGCUGUGGAAAUCUGAGCCUGAAUCUGUGAAGGAGAGACGAAUCAGGUUAUUGCGUGGUUUGGGACUUAGUAAUGAGCCGGAUCUACCUCCGGUGAGUCAGUUACGGUCUAGAAGUCGGAGAAAAGGAAUUGGUAGCUCUCAUUUCUCUAGAUCGGUUUCUUCUGAUGUUUUGAAUUCGAAUCAUCAUGGUAAAUGUGUGUUGAGAUCAGAUGUUGCAGGUAGUGACAAUGUCGAUCGAGAGUAUACUGGAUCUCGUAUGCGAAACGAUGGUGUUGAUUUUAUAGGCAAUGAGCCGAUGGUAAGAUCUCUUAGGGACAUUGUAGAGAAAGAGAGUUAUGGGAAUGGGAGAGAUGUUGUUUUAGAGGAGCAAAUGUGUACGAUUAGGAAUUUAGAUACUGGGAGAGAGUUUGUGGUGAAUGAAGUUCGAGAAGAUGGAAUGUUGGAGAGGUUGAAGGAAGUAGGUACUGAUCGGCAGUUGACUCUGGAGGAGUUUGAGAUGUGUGUUGGGACGUCUCCGAUUGUGCUUGAGUUGAUGAGGAGGCAAAAUGUUGAAGAUGUUUGUAAAGACUCUGUGGAUUUGGAUACUAAUGUUAGUGGAAGCAGGGUGACUAAGCAUAGAAGGAGAGGGAGUUGGCUAAAGAGUAUAAAGAAUGUUGCUAGUAGUGUGACUGGGUAUAAAGAACGGCGAAGUACUGAUGAUAGGGAUUCACCGUCUGAGAGAGGUGGUCAGAGGUUUAGCUCUGCAACUGAUGAUAGCCGAGAUAUGUCCUUUCAUGACCCUGAGAGAGUUAAGGUUAGGCAGUAUGGGAAGUCGUGUAAAGAGCUCACAGCACUUUUCAAAAGCCAAGAGAUUCAAGCUCAUAAAGGGUCGAUAUGGAGCAUUAAGUUUAGUUUGGAUGGGAGGUAUCUUGCUAGUGCUGGUGAGGAUUGUGUUAUUCAGAUUUGGAAGGUUGUUGAGUCAGAAAGAAAAGGGGAACUCUUGUCGAUGGAUAAACAAGAAGAUGGAAGUAUAAAUUUGUUUCUUUUGGCAAAUGAUUCACCAGAACCAGUUUCAAUGUCUCCAAAGAGAAGAGGGAGAACAUCUUUCAGCCGAAAAUCAGUGAGCUUGGACAAUGUUCUUGUUCCAGAGGCAGUCUUUGGUCUUUCAGAGAAACCCGUGUGUUCAUUUGUAGGGCAUUUGGAUGACGUACUUGAUCUUUCGUGGUCAAAAUCUCAGCACCUGCUUUCCUCUUCCAUGGACAAGACUGUCCGUUUAUGGGACUUAUCUAGCAAGACAUGUUUGAAAGUCUUCUCACAUAGUGACUACGUGACUUGCAUCCAGUUUAAUCCGGUGGAUGACAAUUACUUCAUCAGCGGAUCAUUGGAUGCAAAAGUUCGGAUAUGGAGCAUUCCUGAUCAUCAAGUUGUUGACUGGAAUGAUCUUCAUGAGAUGGUCACAGCUGCCUGCUACACACCAGAUGGACAGGGUGCAUUGGUUGGUUCAUACAAAGGAACAUGUUGCUUAUACAACACGCAUGAUAACAAACUGCAGCAGAGACGUGAAAUCAAUCUGAAGAACAGGAAAAAGAAAACCCAUCACAAGAAAAUCACUGGUUUUCAGUUUGUGGCAGGAAGUUCAUCGGAAGUGCUCGUCACAUCUGCAGAUUCACGUACGCGUGUUGUUGAUGGUGUUGACCUUGUCCACAAGUUUAAAGGAUUUCGCAACACGAAUAGCCAAAUCUCGGCUUCACUUACAUCAAAUGGGAAAUUCCUAGUCUCAGCAAGCGAAGACUCUAAUGUGUAUGUAUGGAACUACGACUCAGACUCUCGAGCUGGAAGAAGCAAACGUGUCACAGUCACAAACUCAUACGAACACUUUUACUGUCGAGACGUCUCUGUGGCUGCACCUUGGCCUGGCAAAAUCAGUAACAACCAAAGAAACAACAGCCCCGAACAGCCACCCUUCACAGCCAGUAAUAACCCUACGACACCUGUCAAUGAUCCAAACAACAACAAAACCGUCACCAACGGUAUCAUUUCAAGCGCCACAAACCGAUACUUCUUCGAUAGAAUCUCAGCAACAUGGCCUGAAGAAAAACUCUUAUUGGCUGCAAAGAACCGAGCCCGAACUAGCCCUCGUGUGAGCGUGGACAUGUCUAACAUACAGGUUAACACAAAACCGAGUGCCUCGGCUUGGUCUAUGGCGAUUGUGACUGGCAGUUUGCGAGGCGAAAUCAGAACAUUUCAGAAUUUUGGAUUACCAGGAAAAGUAAAUGCUUCAGCAUCAUCAUCAUUCAAAGAGUCGAGUCUGUUUGGUGUUUCACUCUCGGAGCAAAGCAAAGCUGACUUUGUCUCUUCCUCAUUGAGAUGCAAGAGGGAACAAAGCUUGAGGAAUAAUAAAGCGAUUUUUCGAGCUCAAGCAAUCGCGACUUCAACUCCAUCGGUCACAAAAUCUUCCUUAGACCGCAAGAAAACCCUUAGAAAAGGAAACGUGGUUGUCACGGGAGCUUCCUCAGGGCUUGGUUUAGCAACGGCAAAGGCAUUAGCAGAGACAGGAAAAUGGCACGUGAUAAUGGCGUGCAGAGACUUUCUCAAGGCCGAGAGAGCCGCUCAAUCCGCUGGCAUGCCUAAAGACAGCUACACUGUGAUGCAUUUGGACUUAGCAUCUUUGGACAGUGUGAGGCAGUUCGUUGAUAACUUCAGGCGAGCCGAGAUGCCUCUCGAUGUGUUGGUCUGCAACGCUGCGGUUUAUCAGCCAACGGCUAAUCAACCUACUUUCACUGCGGAAGGGUUUGAGCUUAGCGUUGGGACAAACCAUUUGGGCCACUUUCUUCUUUCAAGAUUGUUGAUUGAUGACUUAAAAAACUCCGAUUAUCCAUCAAAACGCCUCAUCAUUGUUGGAUCCAUAACCGGAAACACUAAUACAUUGGCGGGUAAUGUACCUCCAAAGGCUAAUCUUGGUGAUUUGAGGGGACUAGCAGGUGGGUUGAAUGGGCUAAACAGCUCGGCGAUGAUAGAUGGAGGAGAUUUCGUUGGCGCAAAGGCGUAUAAAGACAGUAAAGUGUGCAACAUGUUGACAAUGCAGGAGUUUCAUAGGCGUUUCCAUGAAGACACCGGCAUCACUUUCGCUUCCCUUUACCCCGGUUGUAUCGCGACGACUGGUUUGUUCAGAGAGCAUAUUCCUCUCUUCCGUACCCUCUUCCCUCCUUUCCAGAAGUACAUCACAAAAGGUUACGUCUCCGAGACAGAGGCUGGGAAAAGACUUGCUCAGGUGGUGGGUGAUCCAAGUUUGACAAAGUCGGGAGUGUAUUGGAGCUGGAACAAAACCUCGGCUUCAUUUGAGAAUCAGCUGUCUCAAGAAGCUAGCGAUGUCGAGAAGGCUCGUAGAGUUUGGGAAGUCAGCGAGAAGCUCGUAGGCUUGGCCUAAAAAUUGAUCUGAGUUUCUUCCUCUGUGUGUUAACCUUUGGUUUGGCUUAAGAUGAGAAAUAAACAAAAGAGGAGACAUUGAUAAAGCUUGUACCAAAUUUGACUUGGUAGUUGUGUUUUGGCUAAUUCUAUCUGUGACGAAACAAAUAAUUCCACUUUUUGUUC